AUAAUAACACGAUAAGUGAUUUACAUGGAAUAAAAUGAGUCAACUUCAUAAUAAGAAAAUGUUAGCAUUUUGGAUAUGACCUUGAGUUUAAAAUUAUUGAUCACUUUCAUUGGUUAAAUUAUCAAGGUGAACAGACAAUAAUAUACAUUAGAAACGAAAGUGUCUUAUACCCUUAAAGAUGAUUAUAAAAUCUGUUGACAAAAAUUAAUUAAUGACAAGAUAAACAAAAGCUCAUACUUUUUACAAUGUUUUAUAACAAAUCAGUCAUCUUAUUUAUUUUAUUGAUUUGCCGAAUAAAAUAUAGCGGCUUUAAUUUUACCUCGUUAAACAAUGAGCCUAUAUGUGCGCUAGCAGAACCUCCAGUCGAUUUAAACACUGGUUCAUUAGAUCAACUUGUUAAUGGAAUUUUAAAAAGCCUUUUCAUUGAACAAUCUGUUAUACAACUUAAUCAAUCCAUUGAAAUAUUUCCUGGUUUUGAAGUUAAUAAUAUCUCAGUCUAUGGUUUAAAUUCUAUCCAACUUUCAUGUCCAAUCAAAUUAAUUACAAGAGAUAAACUUGGAUGUUAUUAUAGAGGUUUAAUAUUGGAUACAUGUUUAGGAUUUGAAAAAUUACAACUGAAUUUUUCUAUAAAAACUAUUCUACCAGGAUUUGAACAAGAGGAUCUUCAUUUGACGGUAUAUUCAAUCUCAGUGAAAAUUAUUUUGGAAUUAUUAUCAUACUCAAGGAAAAUUGAUUUUUCACCAACAUACACUUCAUCCUCACUAUUACCAUCACCAACAUCGUCGUCAUUGUCAUCGGCAUCGAAUCAUAUCUCCUCAUCAAGUGUGUUACAGUCAUCAUCAUCAUCAAUUGGCAGAUUACUUCAAUUUCGUACAAUUCGUUUAAAGUCACUCAAGCUAAAAUCACAUGAACAAUCUUAUUGGAAGUCAUUCAUUUUAUGGUUUAUUAAUUUCUUUAUUAAUUCAAUCAAGGGCUUAUUAAUAAAACGUUUAGAUCGUAUUAUUAUCAAUGUAUUGAAUGACCAGAUAAUGGAUUUACAUUUAACACCAUUAUUUAUAUCUAAUGACAAUAGAAUAACAUCAAUGAGUGAAGAUGUUCAAAAGUCAAUACAGACAGCAGAGACAAACGAGAAACAGUUGGUUGUCAAGUCUAAAAGUAUGCCAGCCUCACCCAUUGUUGGCUGA
Trichobilharzia szidati is the source of this 1184-nucleotide messenger RNA. The record is from the annotation of a GenBank genome assembly. NCBI's taxonomy places the organism in Eukaryota, Metazoa, Platyhelminthes, Trematoda, Strigeidida, Schistosomatidae.